Messenger RNA from Amoebophrya sp. A25, 10841 nucleotides. NCBI's taxonomy places the organism in Eukaryota, Dinophyceae, Syndiniales, Amoebophryaceae. The record is from the annotation of a GenBank genome assembly.
UCUCUGUGUUGGGGAUUUGUCGCAACUCUGCAAAGCUACAAAAAACUAGGAUCAUGUCGUCCUAUUCGCAUUUUGAUACAGAAAUAUGACAUCAGCUUGUUCCACCACAAAUUUAAACUUGCCCACAGCCUCAAUGUAUGCUACCUCUUGCCCGAAAUGCUGACUAGAGAACAUUUGUUCCUUCUCUUUCCCCGCUACUUUUCGUCUUCUUUCCCCUUUCUAUUUGCUCUUCGUUGUUCUUUCACAUUUCCAUCUGUAUUGUAAAGAGUGAAUUCUGUUUGCGAACAUUAUCAUGGAUCGUAGUGUCGUUUUCGCGCCGAGCGAGGGUGACGCGCCUCGAUGGACGGCACUAUCCGGGGAGAGGCGGAGCGUCCUUGUUGCUUCGCAAGACCACCUAGCGACCUUUGAUGAGCGAACGGGCAGCCUCCGAGCAUGCGCGUCACUCCUCGUGGAGGACCCGGGGAAGCAAUUUUUCGAUGGCGUCGCCGAUCUGGCUGCACCAGGAGACCGGCAUGAACAGCAACAUCAUGGCGGAAUGCAGAGCACAUCGGGCGCUUAUGUAGCAGCACAGCUCAUCCCGCACACUUAUCUCGUUGGCCGCAGCAGCAUGUUGUCACUCGAAGACCAGCACUGGUUUCGGGACUUCAGAUGGGCUAGCAGCGGUAACCCUAGCGGAAUCUUUCAACGACGAGCGAGCGAAGAUCUGCAUAUGUCAGCGCAGCUACACGCGGUGAGGACUGGACAGGACCAGCACCAUUCGAUUGUGAGCCCGGCCAGUCUCACUCGAACCAGAUCAAGUUCCGCGGCUUCUCUCAGUAGCGGCCUUGAGCAAGACCGCCUGCUGUGUCUGGUGACCGCUCCUGCGAUGCUGAGUCAUCAUCACGCGCAGAUGAAUCAUCAAAAUUAUAGAUGUAUGUUUGGAGCAGGACCCAGUGGGCAUCAGCAACCCCACAAUACUGGAUUCUCCACUAACCUUUCGUCGUCGUCGCAUAUGGGGACUGCAAGCCAUCACUCCUCGCAACUACUCGCUUUUGUCGAUGUCUCCUCCGAUCCCAACUCGGUUCGAGUUGAGCACGUCCACCGACACAGGGACCCCAUUGAUCUCAUGUGCUGCUCCCGCGAUCGCAUCUUCGUGGCUUCACGCUUUCACAUCAAUGUAGAGGACUUGUUGGUCCACCAACAUCACGUUGCUGAAAACGCGAUGAAGCAGGGUUCCGGGAGUGGGCCUGGGUGGGGUGCUUCUGGCAGUGUUCGGAGAAGUAACUCCAUCUCGAAUAACUUUGUCUCAUCGACGCACGGAACGCUGACGCCGGGAGUGGACUUCAACAUCGGCACGGGCGCGCUCAUCCAUCACAACAGCACGUCGCAGAUGUCUGGAGGCGGGAAGGGAGCGCCUGGCGCUUCUGAAAACGCCGCCAUGGAGGCUGCUAUGGAGCAUCAGGCUUUGAUCGCAGACCUCCUGGACAUUCAGCAUGCUGAGCAGGAAUCGUUGUCCUACGUGUGCAUCACAGUGUAUGACCGCAGCCCCGUAGGCGAUAGACUUCUUGCGCGCAAGCGCAUGUGGAGCAAAGUGGAGGGAGAGCUAGUCGCGCUGACCUGUGACGAUUCGGGGUCACUGCUUGUUUCCGCGGAUUCUGCUUCCCAUAAUCUGCGCGUCUGGCACCUCGAGUCUGCUCCGACGGUCGCGGACGAACGAGGUUUCCGCUCUAUCGCGCGUAGCCGGGCGGCCAAUCGCGGAGGAGGUGCUCUGAAACGUUCGCGAAGUGCAGAUGCCGGGCACCAAGACGCAGAUGGCGGCUUCUGCGGGCGAAGUAACCCACAAGCGAUCGGAGGCACUAGCAGUAUCCAAUCAGUGGGCGGACUUGGCAGUGGUGGAGGCUCAAGAAAUCUUGGAGGAAAUACAGAUAGCGCAACCACAAGCAGCGAAUCUAAAACUGCGGCAGUCGCAGCAGCUGGCGUCUUAAAGAACUUGGCAAAAAAGUCCGCCUCUGAUGUGGCCAAUAUGACGUCUGAUCUCGCAAAUAAGGCGAAGGACACAUUGUCCAGUCACGUCAAAAAGAGUGCGAGUGGAACGCAACAGCUGAAAGACAUGCUAGCGGCUGAUCACCGUGAGCAACUGCGCGGUGAGACGCAGCAUAAAGAAGACCUUCUGGCAGCGUUUCAAGGCCGAAGAAAGAACGUCGAAGAAGAGGCAUUGUUCUUGCAGUCCUUGACACCCUGGCCGAACGUGAAACACAUCUUGCGUGGGCACCGCGACACCGUCCACGCCCUUGCCGUGGAUCGGGACUACCUCUAUUCGGCCAGUGCGGAUCGGACGGUGCGCAUGUGGGUGCCGAAUGUGGGCCACUGUCUCAAGGUGCUCACGCAAGCGUGUGGCCAGGUGGCGAACACGCUGGUUAUCGACUCGAGCUACCUCUUUUUGACUUCUACGGACUCCCGGGUAGACCGUAACAACUACCGCAUGAAGCAGUCAAGUUUUCUGAAAGUUUGGCACCGUGAUUCGCUCGAAAUGCUCAGCCAUUUCGAGCCACCGCUGGUCGAGGAAGAUCAGGACUUCGCGAAGCACAUGGGAACAUUUGGCAGGCAAAGCGAAUCGUCGAAACAGGGAAACGAACAAGGAGCGGAGCGCAAACUCAAAACCGGCAAAGCUGGAAGCCUUCUCGCCAAAUUGCGUGACGUAACAGUGAAUCGCGUGCUUUCUGUAACUGCGCGUGAGUCCGCGGUUUUGGUGCCGAGUCUCACGCAGCUGUCCGUGACGCCCUCUCGCAUCAUCGCACUUUCGCCUGACGUUGGUCAAGUGUUUUCUUGGCAGCGUGGAUCAGGUACGAUGCCCACCGCCGGUUCUGUGCCUCGCAGCCUUUCAAGCUCAGAACAGAUGUUGGAACUGGCGCGCACUAACAACUUUCACGAGGACUGGUUGCCCGCGCGUUAUCUCGCGAAGCAAAGCUUGCGCGGGGUGCGCGCAAUGCGGAACACGUGUCUGAAGCUCUUCCCUCAGGCAGAGCUUCUGCUCUCUGCAGGUGCCGGGACUGUGAAAGAGCGCAACGUGUUCCUCUGGGGCUUGGACACCUCACGUGUCGAGGGCUACUUUCGUGCAGUUUCGAAAAUGGAACAAGCGAUGCUGCCGCACGCAACCCGAAGAGGAGGGGCCCGUGGCCAAGCAUUUACUUCGCACAAAAGCGGCACGGCAACCGGGACGGCCAAGAAAGAGCGAACCUGCCUUGUGCGGGGCCGGCUGGUGCCUAAAAAUGUUCCAGUCGUGGUUUACCUCGACCUCGUUCCAGGCCCUGCGUGUCGCCGCGCGUUUGCGAAGCGCUCAGGACCAGGAUCCACGAUGCAGCAGCUGUUGGGCAAAUCCGGUGGGGCGACAAGCGCCGCUUCAUCCGCGCGCUUGAGUGCGCUCCAAAACGUCAGUCGGGUCGCUGCGCUUUUUAGCGGAGGACUGAAGAAUGGGGGAGCGAAAAACGGGUCCCCGAGAAGCAUGCCAUUCGCGUCACAAAGCGCACAAUUGCCGUCUGCGGACCACUAUGGUGUGCGCGCCGUGACGAAUCGCGGCGAAAUCUCCCACUUUUUCGGACCGCUCUUCCAGCGUCGCGACGAGGAGCACCACCAGAUUACGGGAACAAUUUCCAAUGAGACUGUGCUGGUCGACAACGUUUUGUCGGUUGCGGCUGCGCCCUAUGAUGUUGAGAAAUUGGUGAUUCUCUCUGGCCACGGUGAAAUCCGUGUUAUCAACGCAUUCAUGGGCAAUACGCUGCGCGUGAUUUCGCUCGCCACUGAUGCGACGAUGCUGACUCUGGUACCAGGAAUUACGCAAGCGGAAGAGCAGCACAGCGCGUCUGAGUCGCAACGCGGUGUGCAUACUCCCGUCUCACAACGCGGCGGUUCAUCGCCUCAAUUUUCAUCGUUUGGCCCAGGCGCGGGAGGAGGUGCGGGUGAACAGAAGCAAGACAUGGGUGGGCAAGACUAUUCCGAUCUUGUCGUGGCACACGUCGACGGCUCCAUGCAAUCGUACGGAGACGUUCUAGCGUCACUGGGUCAAAGCAAACCACUUCAGCAGAAGGGACACAGCUAUUACACCAAUCAACAUCGCAGUCUCAGUGCUAUUGUAGAAGCCGAGGAAGCAGCGGCAGAGUUGGAACACCCGCCGCUUCUACUGGCAGAGGCGGAACGCUCUAGAUCGGGCAGCGGGGCGCCUGCGCCGAUUGUACAGCUAAUGGGCUUGAAUCUCAUGAGCUUGGCUCGAGGGGACGCGAAAACCGAGAAGGGCGGUGGCGCUCGCCGCGUUCCUGCUUGCGCGUUCUUGUCCGCGACAGCACACAGUGUGAAAGUUUGGCGCCGCAUUGGUGGAAUUCCGACGACCGCUUCGAGUGGUAGUAUGCGGGAGCAAAGUCAUCGUGCUUCUAAGAGGACACCCUUCGGCGGCAUGAGCCCUGGAUCCUCCAUCGCCGAUACACGCGCAGAAGAGCGUUUGCCAACUUUGGCCUCAGCGUCAGAACGAACUCGUGGCGUGCCCGGUGGGAAUCGAAGUGCUGCAGCGUCAGUUUCACCCGAAGAAGAAGAAGAUGACGAUGAGAACGAAUUGCCAGAAGACGACGAGGUUGGAAGCGCUGAUGAUGAUCUGAUCGCGCGCGAGGGAGAACACUUGGCACGACCGCAAGGCUCGCGCUCGCCUGCAACUUCUGCGGUGCCGUCCCCGCUGCAGUUCCCUGCAGUGCCCAAUAUCUUCGCUGACGAAGAAAGCAAGCAAAGUGCUGGUUAUGAAUGCGCGAUAGAGCUCGCAGAGCAUGGCACUGAGGACUUCGGGCCGAUCACGUGCAUUUCGAUUGGGAGUUUGUACGCUUCUGCUGUGUGGCAAGUGUUUGUGGGCUACCGCAGUGGCCACAUUGCCAUUUGGGAGCUGCGUGGCACGAGUUCGCGUCGUAACGCACGCACCUCGCUAUUGUACGGCGAUGGUGGGGCGAAUGGAGCGCGACUGAGCCUGUCCGCGCAUUUGCUUCGUACCACUCGGCCCCCAGGAGCCUAUGUCGAGCUCGAUUGUGGCGGACUGCUUGAGCCGAAGACCUGGCGUUCGAGCGCGCACACUGCAGAAAUAGAGGCACGGUACGAAGUUACAGCUAUGGCGUUCGAUGAUACAACGAACCAGCUGUGUGUGGCAGACUUGCAAGGGCAAAUGCGGAUGGUUGAGAUCCGUUCCGGGGUCUACGUCAAAAACAACGUAGACGGGUUCUGGAGUCGGAGUCCCGACGUGGUGCGCAGCUCCUGUUCGAAUCGCCUCUUCUACGCAGGUCGCGCCCACGCCGUCACCGACGGCGAAGAAGAGCACAACACGAUCUACGUUUGCGAUGUCGGCAAUGGAAAGCACCUGGGCACUCUCGAGGGGCAUCAAGGACACAUUUACUAUUUGCAGGUGAUCACUGUGGAUCGGUCUCACCCCUGGUUCGAUCGGCAUUUGGCGCAUCGCGAACACAACAACUACAUUCGUUUUCGUACCAGCACUGGGAAUCCAGCGGAAAUGCCUUCCACUACUGUGUUCACGACCGAUCCAGCUCUCCAGCCUUCGGACGCUGUUGGGGCGUCCACGAUUAGCCAACCAGCUGCCGCCGUCGCACAUGCGGCUGGUAUGUUUGGAUCGAUCGCUGAGUUGGGGGAGCAUGAUGGCGCUGAGGUAGAUUCGGCAAUGUCAAGUGGGGAGGAAAUCGACUCUGCGACGCAGAGCCAGGAGUUUAUCGUUUCCGCGUCGACUGAUGGGCAUCUGUGCAUCUGGCGCAGUGAGACGGGGCAACUCUUCCGCACGUAUCAGGGCCACAUGAAUGUGAUCGGUGUCGUUCCGAUUUGGGAAACGCUACCCUGUGGAGCGUACGGGAGUGGUGUUACCGCCUGCGGAAGCAUCGGAGGAUCCACGGGCCUCUCGAACGCGGAACAGCCAGGGAGCAAAGCGAACACGCCGUCAUUAUGGGUGCUAUCCCUGGCGCGUGAGCAGGGAGAAAACCGUGGACAAUUUUCGAUUGUAGGACCGCAUGGAGCCGCAAAGCGGGCUGGUAUGAAGAGCAGCCCACUUGUCUUCCACGAGCAAAGCGAGGUACCGGAACCGGAGCGUUUCUUCCGCUACCUGCAAAUCCGGGAUGCCAACUACGUUCACCAUCCGUUGUUCUCACAUGGAGAGGACACAUCGUGGCUCAAGCACCUUCCCAGCAGCCGCUCUUGGUAUCUUGGUUCGCAUGUGACGCGCGCGCGGAUCGGUUCCAGUAACGGAAGUGAGGAUCCUUUUUUACUUUUCGCACCUGGCCGUUCAGCGACUUCCCGUCCGAGUGCUUUGCACGCGUCUCCCAGUAACUCCCCGCCGUCCCUGCAACUCGUGUGGCAGGACAACGGCCGAAUUGUCACUUCGUCCUUAGGAGGACUGUUGCCGGUGUCGCUGAUUGAGCCUCUGUGGUACUCGGAGUGGAUCGCGCGGCUCGCCGCGGGGGCCGGCAGCCAUCAGAACGAAGACGAAGAUGAUGCCUAUCAGGGGUCGGGGCAGUUCAAGCUCCUCGACGCUCCUCUGCUCAAGUACGCCACAUCGUCGGGGCUUGCGAAUGGCGAGGGACGCGGGAACGCGGACAAGGCCGAGAAUGGCUCAGGCGCCUCGGGCGGGGCCGCAAACGUGUUGGGGCAGACCAUUGGGCCAUUAUAUGAUGAGCUUGGGCGGCAUUACAUGGCGUUCGCGCGGCGACUGUCGCAGCAUCCGUGGUUGUUGCAUGCCGCAUUGAACUUUGCGCGCUUCUACCAGGAAGGCAGGCCGCAGGCCGUGCUGGCGUUGCAAAACCAGAACGCCGACAUCGAUGCUGGAAAAUUUCAGAGCAGGACGAGCGGCGGUAAAUGUAAGCAUGGUUCUCCGAAGGUGCGCUUGUCGCCUUUGUUGCCGUAUCGCAUGCGGAUGGUAAAAGAAGGUGGCAACGCUCUAGUGGGCGGAUACCGGACCCAGACCGUCGAGUCCACCGUUCUGACCUGCCUCUUGUCGGUGGUCCUCGCGAACGAUCCGUUUCACAGCAGGGAAAAAACCGUUUCCAACAUUUUACAUCGUGUGGCCGACUGUCUGAAGAGUCGAAACAGUCGACCCGCGGGACAUCCCGAGGAGCCACCUGAGGUAAAGCAGCCGGCGGUACUCGUGGCGGGUGGACAGCAGGGCCGCGAUUUCGCGAACGGAGUCCCAACAACAGGGUCGUCAUCUGGGUCCAGCAGCAACGGCUCUGCGACGCAGCCGCCUAGUGCUGCGAGCAAGCAGGGUGCAGGAAAGGCCUCUUCUGGAACCUCUAAUAGCGCAGGUGGGUCUGCAACUGUUGCACUUGUUCCGACGUCGGGCGCACUUGUCCACGCAGAAAAGGGGCCAACCGAGCACGCACUUCUGAGCGGUUUGAUGACGUCGGCACCGCCUACGGCCACCGCGACAAAGCUGGCCGAAUUGACUGGGAGUCUCGACGACGAGCAGUUUGUCCACGUUUUGUCCAUUGCGGCUGCGAACUAUCCAGAUGCGGUGGACCACUUUCUGCAGGAACUACCGCUGCUGAUGACCGACGAGAAGGUAACGACUCUUGAUAUGCGCUCGCCGUACUUCGAAUUCAAACAGCCAAUCAUGGCUGCAGACCCCGUGGGCUCGUUCGAGGUCUGCGGUUCCCAGUCCGCGGUCGGCGUGCGCGUCUGGCAAGACUUCAUCGACCGCAAGAAGCGGACUGCAGCGCGCAACAAGCUGCGGCGGUGCAGCUCCCCUAUGGGAUAUCUCCGCUGGUUCUUCAGCGGUCCCGACGAGUCGGCCUACGCCGCUCCGGGUUCCCAGGGUAGAACUGGCGGCGGUAGAACAAUGAGCCAGAGUAGUGGGGCCGUUAGCGGCACAAGCAAUUCUGGCAACUAUGCCAGAGGUGAAGAUCGCGAUACUACAACUUACUUUCGUUCUUUGCUUGCACAGAGCGGGCGAUUCGAGGUUGUAGACGCUGCGCACCUAAGUAAGGCUCCGUCCGUGCGCAGUGAGGAAGAGACCGUAACGGAACUAUUGUACCGUUCAGUUUUCGAUGAAGCGCCGCGUCGGGGCAACGAACCGGGCCCGUUGCACCCGAACGCACGUCGUGUCGAUAGCGUCUUGGGGCAGCCAGUAAUUGUUCCAUUCCCUGGCUUUGCACAAGUAUUUCUAGAAGAUCCACUUACGCGGUUACAAGGCAAACCCAAAACAGUGGAUGCGUUUUCAGCAGUCUCCACAUCAAGCAAAGCAAAUGUAAGAGAUUCAAGUAGUAGCACUAGUCUUCCUGCGAAGAUGAAAGCCAAAUUCGGAGCGGUGGAGGCCAGCACCGUUGAGGCAGCGGCCGCUUCUCCGCGUAGUAACAACGGUCAUAGUCAUGAUCAACACGGCGAAGAAGGACACGAAGGUGGAGUCGUUCCUGAGACUCCACCUGCAGUUCGAGCAAUUCUGCAUGCAGCAUUUCUAGUCUUCAACACAUUGCAUAGUUUCUACGCGCUUUUCUUAGUCUUCUUCACAAACCUGUGGGACCGCCGCCGCGGAAUGAACGCGCUCCCGCAGAGCCGUCCGCGACGGUAUAGCUUUUUGCAGGCGGCAGUAGACGCACCAGGCGACCUCUUCUUCGACAACUUGUUUGUGAAAACUCUGAUUCGCUUCAAGUGGAACGCCUUUGCUGCGCAGAGGUUUCAGAGAGAGUUCCGGUCGGUGCUCUUGAUUCUCUUCCUCCAUAUACUGUUCACUCUGACCAUGCAUCGGGGCAUCGCGGUGCAGGACGAACGCGACCUGCUCUUCGCGAAGGGGUUCGAGAUGAAGAACGCGGGACCAAAUGAACGGGACUUUACGGCCGGAUUAGAUGUUGCGCGCGAUAUUUCGCAGGCCGACAAGGAUAGCAGUGAGUACGACUUGUCCUUCGAAAUCGUGCAGGGCUACGGUUUCGAUCUCGGUAAAUUUUCAACCUGGGCUCUCUUCGUCUACGUGCUCGCACAACUAGCAGCUUUUCGCGCCAAGCAAUCAGCGCUAGGCGACGUCUUAUUGACGCACACCAUGAUGCAUCUGCACUUCCUCAGCUACCAGAACCCAAAGCUAAAGGGAACGGACAUUUUUCUGGCCAGUAACACCACUAGCUACGACCUCCAGAGCUACGUUAUUCUCUUCUCAGCAGUCCUUUAUCUCCGAAUGGUGGGUGCGGUGUUGUACUAUCUGCAGGUGAAUCCAUACUUGGGACGUUUUAUCAGAAUAUUGAUCAUGAUGGCGGUGGACGUGCUUCCUUUGAUGAUCAUUUUCAUCAUAAUCGGCUUGGGAGGUAUGUUCACAGCCUUCUUGCUUGUCUUCGCGCCAUAUUGGGAUGGCGACAGGAGCUUUUGGCAGCUCUGCAUAGACUUCUGCGACGUGAUGUACCUCAUUCUCCUGUCCGUCUCGCAGGGUGGUAAGCCCGUCAUCACGUAUCAACCGCAAAUGCAGGGCUUUCAGGUACUACUGCUAAGCAAUCACUCACUCCCUCCCUCCUCUCUCAUAGCAAUGUUAGUAAAAGUUCCAGCUCCAACUGUUGGCCUUACUACUUGAAGUAGGUGAAGUCACAUUUACUUUCUUGUCGAAUCGACUUCUAUCGAGUUUUUUUCUAAACCUAGGCCUCUUUCAAUAGGUCCCUUCGAAUAUUCAACUUUUCAUAUCUCACUCACUCCAGGACUUGUAUCUUCCGUACAUUCGGGUCUUGCCUGCGAAGUUUAUAGCGCAUGCGCUGGGUGUGAUCAACUAUAUUUGCAUGUUGCUCACCGGUGCACAUAUGACGGCCACGGUGAACCGCGUAAAGCAGCAACAGGCGCACAUUUUCGAUCGGAUGCGCAGUGUAAUCAUUUUAGAGUACGAGGAAGAUAUGGACCCCAAUGACGAACGCUAUUUCCCAAGGUACUUGCAUGUAAUGCUGCCCCAGAGGAACAAAAACCCGGAACACACGGCAGCCGCACCACCAGCUCCGCGUCCUCCGGCGCCACCUGUCGCAAGUAAAAGUAGUGAAGCUCCUUCGGGGGAUAGCCAGACUUCUUCUAGUGGAGGAAAGCGGCUCACAUUAGACUCAAAGGAAAUGGAGGCUUUGGUAGAAGCUUUGUCCACGCGGCUAAUGGAGAAGAUGGCUAGCGAGAAGGUAGCAAAGACCGCAGCAGCAAGGAAAGCAAGUAGCAAUGGUAAUAAUCAGGACAAAAAUAGAGACAAAACUUUAUAGUAAACUUCAACAUAGCAUGUAUGUUGGAAGAUAGUUCGACUAAAGUAGAAUCUUGGAUCCUUUGUAUAGAACAUUGGUAAUAACACCAGGACUUUCUUCAAUGGAUUUUUCUCAUUUGCAUAUGUAGUAGACCAUAUGAAAGAAGAUUAUCGCAUGAAUACUUAAUGUACUGUGAGGAAGAUCUUGAUAGGCAUUUUGCUGGCUAGAUUUUUUAGAUCUCAAUGUUCUACAAUGUAGUAAACAAACAUUCCCCGCCCUAGCUUCCGGCGUGCUGCAAAUCUAGACUCGUCCUCCCAAGAGUAUCCCUUUUUUGGGAAGGUGUAGGUCCCGCGACGCCCUCGAUGGUUCGGAGACCGGUAGCAGUCCCUAUUUGCAAUACUAUGUAGUGAACAAACAUACAAAACAAGCUCAAAUCGCGGGGUUGCAAACAGUAUCUGUAAGAAGACUGUCGGAAAAAUGUACUACAGUGAAUACUUUGAUUGUAUAGAAGAUCGUAUCGAUAUAUUUUCAAAUCUGAAGCAAGUCAUAGUACUAUUGGAUACAGCAGUACUUUAACGGGAAUAAGUACUACGUACAGCCAUGAUCGCAAACAAGUAGAUUGAAUGCAAUAGAAUUGUGUCAGGCAAUUGACGG